Notothenia coriiceps (black rockcod) is the source of this 2950-nucleotide messenger RNA. RefSeq names its product prolyl endopeptidase (gene prep). The transcript is spliced from 14 exons. Gene Ontology annotation, molecular function: oligopeptidase activity; serine-type endopeptidase activity. Gene Ontology annotation, cellular component: cytosol. Gene Ontology annotation, biological process: proteolysis. NCBI's taxonomy places the organism in Eukaryota, Metazoa, Chordata, Actinopteri, Perciformes, Nototheniidae. The record is from RefSeq and is a predicted model, not a curated record. The coding region runs from base 73 to 2298 and encodes 741 amino acids.
UUCUCUUCAAAGCGCUCGUUGGCUGUGUGUAAGCAGAGCAUCUUUCUGCCAAGCUUCCAUCUCCUGAAGUUGAUGUUUUACAGACUCCAGAGGGUCAUUUCAAAACCACUGUUUCACUCUCUGAGGCAGCUCCUUUUGUUACGCAGUUCCCGAAAACUGACCUCAAAAAUGUCUUUCCAGUAUCCACAAGCUUACCGUGACGAUGCAGUUAUGGAUGCCUAUCACGGCGACAAAGUACCAGAUCCAUACAGCUGGCUGGAGGACCCGGACAGUGAAAAGACACAGGCCUUUGUCACCGCCCAGAACCAGCUGACUGUGCCAUAUUUAGAGAGCUGCGAGGUGCGAGACCUGUUCAAGGAGCGCAUGACUGAGCUGUAUGACUACCCCAAGUACAGCUGUCCCUUCAAGAGAGGGGACAAGUACUUUCACUUCUACAACACAGGGCUCCAGAACCAGAGUGUGAUGUACAUGCAGGAUAGCCUGGAUGCUGAGCCCAAAGUCUUCUUAGAUCCAAACACAUUUUCUGAAGAUGGAACUGUUGCCCUGCGAGGCUACGCAUUCUCUGAGGACGGAGAGAACCUGGCGUACGGAACCAGCGCCAGCGGUUCGGACUGGGUGGAGAUCCGCUUCCUGCAGGUAGAAGGGGCCAAGGCUCUGGAGGAUCGCCUGGAGCGAGUCAAGUUCAGCUGCAUGUCCUGGACUCAUGAUGGGAAGGGUCUCUUCUACAACUCUUACCCAGAGCAGAAGGGAAAGAGUGACGGCACUGAGACCUCCGCCAACCUGCACCAGAAGCUGUACUUCCAUAUUUUGGGGACUCCUCAGUCUGAGGAUGUGCUGUGCGCUGAAUUCCCCGACAACCCCAAAUGGAUGGCUGGAGCUGAGGUAUCAGACGAUGGAGGCUACCUGCUGCUGUCGAUCAGGGAGGGGUGUGAUCCGGUCAACAGACUGUGGUACUGUGACCUGAAGACCACUCCUGAGGGAAUUACAGGACUUUUGCCAUGGGUGAAGCUGAUCGACAACUUUGACGCAGAGUACGAGUACGUGACCAACGAGGGCACGUUGUUCACAUUCAAGACCAACCUGGACGCCCCGCGGUACCGCCUCAUCAACAUCGACUUUGCCUCUCCGGCUCAGACCAACUGGAAGGAGCUCAUCCCUCAACACGACAAGGAUGUUAUUGUGUUUGCCACCUGUACCUUCUCCAGCUACGUGUUUGUGUGUUUCCUGCACGACGUGAAGAACGUGUUGAAAAUGUACCGCCUGAGCUCGGGGGAGGAGCUGAGGACCUUCCCCCUCGACGUGGGCUCCGUGGUGGGCUUCACAGGACGGAAGAGGGACUCUGAGAUCUUCUACUAUUUCACCUCCUUCCUCUCCCCAGCCAUCAUUUACCACUGCGACCUGACGAAGGAGCCGCUGCAGCCCCACAUCUUCAGAGAGGUCACUGUCAAAGGCUUCAGCCCCUCAGACUACCAGACCACUCAGAUCUUCUACCCCUCCAAGGAUGGCACAGAAAUCCCCAUGUUUAUCGUCCACAAGAAGGGCCUCAAGUUGGACGGCUCCCAUCCAGGCUUUCUCUACGGCUACGGUGGUUUCAACAUCUCCAUCACGCCAAGCUACAGCGUGUCGCGGCUCAUCUUUGUCCGACAUCUGGGAGGAGUGCUGGCUGUUGCCAACAUCCGAGGAGGGGGGGAGUACGGGGAGACCUGGCACAAAGCCGGCAUGUUGGCCAACAAGCAGAACUGCUUCAACGACUUCCAGUGCGCCGCUGAAUAUCUCGUGAAGGAGGGAUACACUACUUCCUCCAAGCUGACGAUCAACGGGGGCUCCAACGGGGGCCUGCUUGUAGCCGCCUGUGUGAACCAGCGGCCCGAGCUGUUCGGCUGUGCCGUCGCUCAGGUGGGCGUCAUGGACAUGCUGAAGUUCCACAAGUUCACCAUCGGACACGCCUGGACCACAGACUUCGGCUGUUCUGAAGAGAAACCGCAGUUUGACUGGCUCAUGAAAUACUCCCCGCUCCAUAACAUCCGCAUCCCAGAAGGCAACGGGGUCCAGUACCCCUCAGUGCUCCUGCUGACCGGGGACCACGACGACCGGGUGGUGCCUCUGCACUCCCUGAAGUACAUCGCCACCCUGCAGCACAUCGUGGGGCGCAGCAGCAAGCAGACCAACCCUCUGUUCAUCCUCGUGGACACGAAGUCUGGCCACGGCGCCGGGAAGCCCACCAGCAAGGUCAUCCAGGAGGUGGCAGACACCUACGCCUUCAUCGCCCGCUGUCUCAACAUCUCCUGGGUCAAAUAACUGCCCCUCCCGUCACACCGUGUCCUUUUGUUUUGUUUCUUUAUUCACUACAUCUUUGGGAUACUGUUCACACCAGCUGUUUACACCUGGCCAACGUUACUAUACCUUUUGAGCCUGUUAUAGACUCACAGGACUCAUCAACUAUAAACCAACAUUCAGCACUCACAGCUAAUGUACCCUCUCCUGCAGGCCAUUUUUGUAGUCCCAACGAGAGAAAGAAUGACUACAUUAUCAGGUUUGUAAAGCGAAGGGGGUACUUUAACGAUUACAAUUAUCAGCCAAUCAGCAGUUACAGUCAUGAGGUGGAAGUGGGGGAAAAAAGUGUAUUAGGUGAUCAUUUCAGCAUCCUCUGAGCACUUCAAUGUGAUGCAUAUUAUUUAUUUUACAUGUGUGCACAGAAUAGAGGCAGUGGGAUGUUAAAUGCCUCCAGCAUGUACAAGUAUAAAGAAAAUGCUUACACCGCAUGUCUGCAGUACUGCAGUGAGAAACUUGUGUGUGUGUGUGUGUGUGAGUGUGUGAGCGUGUUUAAAUGUCAGUCCCCCAUUUUUUUCAGACUGAUAAUUUCUACCUCUUGACAUGUGCUGAUUGUUUGCCUUUUAAAGGGAACAAAACACAAUGCCACAAUUACAAUAAACAACUUUUUAAACAUUGA